Acytostelium subglobosum LB1 is the source of this 990-nucleotide messenger RNA. RefSeq lists its product as hypothetical. NCBI's taxonomy places the organism in Eukaryota, Evosea, Eumycetozoa, Acytosteliales, Acytosteliaceae. Bases 1 to 990 code for a protein of 329 amino acids. The record is from RefSeq and is a predicted model, not a curated record. The transcript has 2 exons.
AUGGUAUCAUUACAAGAGGCAUUAGAAUUGGUGAAGAAGGCUGUAGCACUUGACACUGCCAAUAGAACUCAAGAGGCUGUUUCAAUGUACACUCUGGCCAUUGAGCAUCUGAGACAGGUGUUGGAUACGGCCAGAGACGCACAGACAAGGGAUCUCAUUCAGACAAAGAUUCAAGAGUACUCUAAGCGUGUAGACUACCUGAGAUCCACGUACAACCUGAUGGCUCCACCAAUGCCAACGCCAACGACCAAUGCAUCGCCAAUGUUUGCCUUCCCAUCACCCCCGUCUCAGCCAUCCAAGGACACACUCAUACAGAAUGCAUUGGCAAUGGCAAACAAUGCUGUCAAGGCAGAGUCAGAGAACAGGAUAUCAGACUCUAUCGCUUGUUAUCAUAACUGUGCUGAACUAUUGGAUCAAGCAUCAUUAUUGGAGACUGAUAUAGAAUCUAGACUAUACUUGAAUCAGAAGAAACAAGAGUACUCAUCUAGGGCUGAGGAGUUGGGUGUGAGGAUAAGAUCAUCACCAACGUUUGGCAGUCACAACAACUCUGAUGUACCAUUCCCUCAGGUGGCCGGUGACUCAUUUGACAUGUCCUCCUACGGCAACAUUGAGGAGUCGUCAUCAGAGUACAUUGACAUGGCCAUCAACUAUACACAAGAGGCCGUCAAGGAGGAUGACGUGCACAACUUCACCAAAGCCAUACCCUUGUACGAACAGGCUAUCUUUUACUUCAACGCUGCGUUGCAGUGCGAGCCCAAUGAGAAGGUGCGGCUGCUCAUUGGCGAGAAGAUGACAAACAAUCGUGUGCGAUGCGAGUUCCUCAAGAACAAGAUCAACUAUCAAUCAUCGCAAGGCUCAGUCAUCAACAACAUCCCAUUCUCAAUGAAGCCUGGUGGCAAGUACAAGGAUCCAGUACGUAAGAAGAAUGUCAUGGAGCGACUGAUCAAGACCAUCAAAGGUCCAAAGAAUAUAUCAGAUCAUUGGGCGUAG